Molecule: messenger RNA, 6981 nt
Organism: Doryrhamphus excisus (bluestripe pipefish)
Lineage: Eukaryota; Metazoa; Chordata; Actinopteri; Syngnathiformes; Syngnathidae
Source: RefSeq, a predicted model, not a curated record
UCAAAUCAACUUUAUUUGUAGAGCACUUUUCCUGCAAGGAGAUGCGACACAAAGUGCUUUCCAGAAUUAAAACAAUUACCACAAUUAAAAAGGAAAACAAUGAAGAAAAAAGAAAGCCCCUCCUUCCCACCCUCCAUACUAGACCCACACACACACACACACCCAUCCACCCACACACACACACACACACGCAAGCACACAAUCACCCACAUUAGGGAGACAUGGCAUGGUACUGAGGAACAAGGAAACGCCACCUUUGGGGCCGUCCACACUGGGAGAAGCUGCAGGCCGUGCCAUCGGAGGACCAGCACCCGGGCCCUCCGACUCCGUUAGACGGGCGGACCCCCACAUUAAAGGGAGGAACCCCCCAGCCGGCCGUGUCGAAGGGACCCAAGGAUGGCACCCCCUCAGCAUACCCAAACAGCCCCCAGUGUGGAGGACCCCCCUGAGGAAACACUGGAGCUGGAGCUAAAAACUAAGACCAUAAAAUAGGACUAAAAGAUAAAACAUAACACUGGAGUUAAAAACUGAAGAUUAAGAGCAUAAAAUAGGACUAACAAGAUAAAAACAAAACACUGAAGUUAAAAGGUGAAGAAUAAGAACAUAAAAUAGGACUAAAAGGAUGAAAACAUAAUAAAAGCUUAACAAUAUUAGUUAAAAGCCUGAUUAAAAAGGUGCGUCUUUAAUCUUCUUUUAAAAAUAUCAACAGUCUCCACAGUCCUGAGGCUCUCCGGCAGGCUGUUCCACAGGUGGGGGCCAUAGUGGCUAAAUGCUGCCUCACCGUGGGUUUUUGUUCUGGGUUUUGGUUUCGCUAAAAGGCCAGUGCCGGAGGACCGCAGGGACCGCGGGGGUUGAUAUGGUAAAAGCAGAUCAGAUAAAUAAGAAGGGGCAAAGCCGUUAAGACAUUUAAAAACCAGUAAGAGAAUCUUAAAAUCGAUCCUGAAGCGGACGGGGAGCCAAUGCAGCGACUUUAAAACCGGUGUAAUGUGCUCCCGCCCUCUGGUCCUCGUCAGCACACGUGCGGCUGAGUUCUGUAAUAAUUGGAGAUUUAAAAUACUUUUUUUGGGAAGACCAGAGAGCAGGGCAUUACAGUAAUCUAAACGACAGGAUAUAAAAGCAUGCAUUAGCACCUCCGUGCUGGCCUGAGAGAGAAACGGGCGGACUCUGGCUAUGUUCUUAAGGUGAUAAAAACCUAUUUUUGUUAUAUUUUUAAUAUGUGGGAUAAAAUUUAGCUCAGAGUCAAAAAUCACGCCCAAAUUUUUGACAGAGUCGGCUAGUUUAAUAUCCUGUAAUUUUGGUAAAAGUUUCUCUCUCUGGCCUUCAGGACCUAUGACUAAAACCUCAGUUUUGUCCUGGUUGAGCUGCAGGAAAUUCUCUGCCAUCCAUGACUUAAUGUCUACAAUGCAGUUAAAAAGGGCAUCAAGUGGCCCUGAGUCAUCAGGAGACACGGCGAUGUAUAGCUGUGUAUCAUCAGCAUAACUAUGGAAGCUGAUGCCGUGCCUCCUGAUCACGUCCCCAAGGGGAAGCAUGUACAGAUUAAAAAGGAGUGGACCUAAGAUUGAGCCUUGAGGAACCCCACAUUCAAUUUCAUGGGUUCCUGAGGAACAUGUAUCCAUACUUACAUAAAAACAUCGGCCUGUGAGAUAAGAACAAAACCAGUUAAGAACAGUACCAGAGAGGCCGACCAGGUAUCUAAGUCUAUUUAAUAAAAUGUGAUGGUCCACUGUAUCAAAAGCAGAGCUUAGAUCCAGUAGAACCAAGACUGUGAGGUUCUUGUUAUCCAAAUUCCACCUGAUGUCGUUUAAAAUCUUUACAAGUGCUGUCUCGGUACUGUGGUUCCUCCUAAAGCCAGACUGAUGUUUCUCUAAAAUGCUAUUUCUGUUUAAAAAGUCAUUAAGUUGGUAAAAAACCAGUUUUUCUAAAAUUUUACUUAAAAACGGCAAGUUGGAUACGGGUCGGUAAUUAUUAAGAUUGUUGGGAUCUAAAUUGCUCUUCUUCAGAAGGGGCUUCACCACCGCCGUUUUGAAGGCGGUGGGGAAGACACCCGUCUGAAGAGAGCAAUUCAAGAUGUUUAAAAACUGCUCCUCAAAGAAUCCAUAAAGUGAUUUUAAAAGUGAUGUGGGAAUUGGAUCUAAAAGGCAGGUUGUUGGGCUUACUUGGGAGAAAACUCGACCAAGUGUCCUUGCAUCAACCAGGGCAAAACUCUCCAGUCUCUCCUCAGGCAAGGACAACAGUCCAGGUGUGGUAACAGAAAAAACUUUCUGGGGUAACAGGCAGGAUCUGAUGUCCUUGAUUUUAGUUCUGAAGUGGUCUGCAAAGUUUUCACAAAGAUCGUCUGUUGGUGUCUUAAAAACUUUAUUAAAAUUUGUGCCUGUUAAAAUAUUAAAGGUGGAGAAGAGGAACCGGGGAUUGUUUUUAUGGUUGGAAAUGAGUUGUGAGAAAUGGGAAAUUCGUGCCUUUUUUACUGUAUUAUUGUAGGUUUUGAGUUGUUGACAUAAAAUCUCGUAAUGAACUGUCAAUUUAGUUUUUCUCCAUCUUCUCUCAGCACUCCUGCAUUUUCUUUUCAGUUUAUUGAUCUCAUCGUUAUUUCUCCACGGGGGUGUAGGUUUCCUUUUUAUUGUUUUUGUUACAAGUGGAGCUACUGAGUCCAGAGUUGACUUCAGUUUACUGUUAAAAUUAUCAACGAUAAAAUCACAAGGUGCAGGUAAAAUUUCAGCAGGAGUGCUCUGUAAAAUCUCAAUAAAAUUUGCAGCCACUUCAGAAGUUAGAUAGCGUCUCCUCACUGUUCUCACCGGGGCCUCCUCCUGGUUAAAACUGGUGAUGCUAAAAAAUACACAGUAGUGGUCGGACAUAGCCAGGUCAACAACAGAGGACACACCGAUGGACAGGCCAUGGGUUAUGACCAGGUCCAGGGUGUGUCCUCUGUUGUGAGUUGGCUGUGUGACGUGCUGCUUAAAAUCAAGACAAUUUAAAAGGUUUAAAAACUCUCUGGAUAUUGGAUCCGAGGUGUCAUCAACAUGUAGAUUAAAAUCACCAGAUAAUAAAAUCCUGUUAUAAGAAGUGUGAAUGAUUGAUAAAAAUUCCGAGAAUUCACUAAUAAAAGAACUAGAGUGAUGGGGUGGUCUGUAUACAGUGACACAAAGAAUCGGAGGGCUGCUAAAAGUAAAGGCAUGGUGCUCAAAUGACUUGUAACUGUUAAAAUACACUCCAUUUGAGGUCAGUGAGUCAUUUGUGAUGGAUGCCGUCCCACCUCCUCUUUUACCCUCUCUAGUAGAAUAUAAAAAAUUAAAAUUUGGUGGGCAGGCCUCAGUGAGAACAACGGAUGCGUCAGUACCAAGCCAUGUCUCAGUUAAAAGAAGACAGUCUAACUUAUUAUCUAAAAUCAUAUCAUUCAUUAAAAAGGUUCUAUUUAAAAGAGAGCGGACAUUAAAAAGUGCUACAUUGAUGGUGACAGGUGGCUUGUUGAUCAUGGAGGUGGGGUAUGGGUGUCUAUUGAGUGGUCGGAGGUUAUGAGGGUUCACAGGGUGAGUAUGGCGGUGUCUGAUGUGUCGAUAUAGUGUAAUGAUUACUGGAAUGGAAGUAGUGUUGAUGUAAGUUUGAGGUCCAAGUCCAGUAUUAUGUGUAUGGUAGUCAGAGGUGGAACUGAGUGAAUAGGAGCAUGGACCUGGGGGACAUCAAUCAGAGUGGGACAGAGCAACAGGUGUGGGUUUGGGGAUGAUACCAUGUUGAAGGCCAAAAGUCAGGUUGGAUGAGAGCAUGCGGGCACCUCCUCUGUUAAGAUGAAGCCCGUCAGGUCCAAAGAGGUGUCGUCUCUCCCAGAAAACAUCAAAGUUGUUGAUGAAGCCGACGUGGUGGGAGUUGCAGGCAGAGGAGAGCCAGGUGUUGAGACUCAGCAGACGGCUGAAUCUGCCGAUCCCUCUGCCGCAGGUGGGGGUGGGGCCAGAAAUAAAAACAGUCACUUUGGACUGUGAAAUGGAAUUAAAAAGGUGUCUAAAGUCCUGUUUUAAAAGUUCGGACUGUUGCCUGGCGAUGUCGUUCGUACCUGCGUGGAUAAUAAUCCUUUUCGCCUGCGGAUGAGAGUUCAGGAUGUCUGGUAUUUUCCCGGUUACGUCGGAAACGGUGGCUCCGGGGAACGACAAAGUUAACGCCUCCCUCAUGCGGACAUGCCUCACAAUGGAGUCCCCGAUGACCAGGGUUGUCGGAGCGGCCGCUCGGUCUUCAGGGGAACAGGCCAGCUCAGCCACCCCACCACCCAAACCAGGGCCCCGUGUGUGAUACCUCGCCAGGUGGGAAGAGCGGGACGAGUGGGACGAGUGGUGGCGCACCGCAUCCCUCACGAGCUGCUUACGCCGAGUUGCGGAGCGGGUCGGCUCCUGUGCCGGCAGACGGCUCCCUGUUGGACACCCACCAACCGGAGGGCUGCUGGCCGUGAGUGGAGGGAAGGUUGUGGUGUCCGUCAGCGGGGGCAUGGUGCCUGUGGCCACAGCAACAGAUGUUGACUCUUGGUGUGGGUCCCGGGUCGCCGACUUUUCGCUCACGGACAGAGCCGUGUAUUUAUUGGAGAGCGGUAACGGAGGAGAAGCAGCCCCGCCGUGAGUCCCGCUCGGAGCCCUCUUCCGCCCGCGGACAACCACUUCGGUCCAGGGGGUCCCCUUGUUUGGAGUGGAGCAGGCGGGCCGCCGACAGGGGGAGGACGGGUCCCAAAGAACCGUUUGCCCGAGCACGGAGGUGGUGUUCGGCGGAGCGAACUCACCGAAUCGAGAGGUCUCCAGCCAGUUGGUCAGCGUCGGGAAACGGGUCUUGAGGGAGAUCAGCACUGAAUCCUUCCUCUGGAGUUCAUUUGACAUCCGCUCGAUGUCCUCGAGAAGGACACCUGGAGCAUGACGAGCUAACGGAGAAGGGCCAUUGAAGCAAAGUGAAGGCUAUGGAGUGGAAAACUGCAGUGUCCAGGGACAGAAAUAGCAACAAGGUGGGAUGCUGAUGAUGAUGCUGGGUUUGAUCCUCUGCUGCGCCAUUGUGACCGAGGCCUGUCUGCAGUGUGACCGCAGCAUCAGGAACAUGCAUAUAGAUUUUACUUUGCACGUUGUCAAUGUGCGCGACCAGGUAAAUCUGAAAACUAUUAUGGAAGCAGCUCAUGCAUCUUACAAAGAAGAAAGCCAGAAAAAGAAGGGCGUCAUAGAUCCCAGCACCUUGUACAAAGCCAAAACGGAGUACCAGAAUGAAUUUAAGCACUUCCUGAAACAGCAGCAAAGAGGCUCUAUCACAUCAGAAGCCAUUCAAAUCAUGAACAAAGGCAAGGAAAUCUUAAAAAAACACUUGGAUACGUUCAUCAGAGAGGGAUUGUGCCCCAACAAGUGUGGUCUCCUGAACAGAAGAGUAAUGGAUUGUAUCACAUGCAAAUACAAGAUGUACAGCUGCCCAUCUCCAUCUGGCCAAGAGGAUUGUGGUGAAUACCAAGUGAAGGCUGAAGAGGAAGGCCAGGCUGUACUGGACUGUUACCAGCCAUGGCAUUCUCUUCUAUUAGGGAGUCGAGAGUACCACUACUCCUGGGCCGCUGGUGUACCAAAAGACAAGAAGCUCAGUGAGAGUGACUUCAAAGAUUUGGUUGUGAUGGAGGACUCAUUCAUGGUGUUAAAUCAGCUACAAUUGGACGACCAAGGCACAUAUCAGUGCUCACUGCAGGGAAAGGACGGGACCAAGUUCUACCAAGUUAGAUACCUCCUCACAGUCACUCCCAAGCCGACUGAAAUAACCCGACCUGUCAUGACACUGCCUUCGCUGUCUCCUGACGACGACGAGUCGUUUUUUCAAUCCUCUGAGGGCGUGCUGGUGCCGCUCAUGGCAACAGUCACUGCUUUAAGUCUGGCAGGGUGCCUUGUCUUCGCUUUUGUCCUUGGAAAGAUGAUUAUUAAGAAACACACAACAGACAAUGGCGAGGAAAGCGGAGGAAGAAAAUAACACCACAUUUUCAGAGAGGAAACUUGAAACUAAGUGGGAACCUGUGAGAGGAAACUUGAAACUAAGUGGGAACCACUUCCCCACCAGCUACUUUCAUAUGACUUGCCUGUCUGUGUCUCACAUGUGUGCUUCAUUUUGUUGUCAUAUAACAUUGAUAAAAUGGGAUACACAAUGUGGAUCGUUGCCUGUUUUUGUCCUUGUUGCAACAGUACUGAAAGCUUCCCCUAAACUUUCUGUCGAUUGUCACCAAAGCUAAUUAGCCGAGUAAAUAUGACUAUAAAAAUAUAUAUUUUUUAAUUUUUAAAUCAAAGACCAAUCUUUGGUUUGACUUGUUUUUGGCAGUAAAAGUUCUAAACAUCCAUAUUGACCAACCAGCAGACACAGGGAGAACAUAAACUCCCAACAUGCACCUUGACAUUCUGAAGCACCAUAUGAUUCUUCUGUCUGUCCUGAUCUGGAUUACGAGGGCAGCAGUCUCAGUAGGGAAGUCCAGUUUCACAAGGGACAGGCACCGAGGCUGUGAGGUGCAGUUCAUACAGGGUGUCUUUGGUCUAGCCUGGGGCCUGUUCCCAGUUGGGCAUGCUCAAAACACCUCAUCAGAGAGGCAUCCGCGAGGCAUCCAAAAUAGAUGCCAGAACCACACACAAGUGUUGGCAUCAUUUGUUGUCAUGACGUGUUGGAAAACGCACAAUAUUUCCAACAAGUCAUGACAACAAAAGCACACACAGCAUGCUGUAUGUUCAUCAAUAAAUAUGUAGUCAAAACAUAUGAUUCAUCAUGAAUCAAAGCGUGCACACACACACACUGUCCACAUGCAUCAGAAAAAACCCCAGACACUGCUCAGCUUUCCGGAACCUCAGCAGCCAGCCAUAUCAAAGCUGCCCCCGCAGCAGGGCCAUGCCCCUCUGAAUGGGGGUGGUGUAGUCACAUAGGCGUCUUAGAGGAGGCGAAUGUCUGAAUUACAGUCAUUUAAUUAAUCCCAGAUAAUCCUCUCUGUGGGAAGGAGUGGAAUUUUGUAUUUCU